Penicillium psychrosexuale is the source of this 1830-nucleotide messenger RNA. RefSeq lists its product as uncharacterized. The transcript is spliced from 2 exons. Bases 1 to 1830 code for a protein of 609 amino acids. Gene Ontology annotation, biological process: regulation of DNA-templated transcription; DNA-templated transcription. Gene Ontology annotation, molecular function: zinc ion binding; DNA-binding transcription factor activity, RNA polymerase II-specific; DNA binding. The record is from RefSeq and is a predicted model, not a curated record. Lineage: Eukaryota; Fungi; Ascomycota; Eurotiomycetes; Eurotiales; Aspergillaceae.
AUGGUCCAACCAGCCAAUCCCGUGAAUUCCAGUCUUCCCCGCGAAGGAGUGUCGACCCUACUCCAUCGCAGUUGCAAUGCCUGCAACCGCAGGAAGGUCCGAUGCAACAAGAAACUUCCGUGCGAUAACUGUGUGAGGCUCGGAUUCGAGUGUAUAUUUCCACCGCCUGGGCGCAAGGCCCGAACAAGACCAACAAAAUCAUCCAAGGCUGAGUUGAUCUCGCGAUUAAGUGUCUUGGAGCAGGAAGUCCAGAAACUCGGCGUACAAAACGUUGCUGUUAAUGUCCCUGUGGAUAAUCUGGAAUAUAAGGACGUCGAGGAGACCCUGGAUAGUGGCCACAAUGCGAUAUCAUGGCCAUUGAAGACCCCUAUAGAGCCGGAGGCUGAAGAGGUCGAAGAGGAAGUAAUUAGCAUUCAUGGGGGUCGGAUUUCACCAGCCCCCGCCCCCAACACCUCGGAAACAACACCGGGACACCGCUUUGGACGGUUGGUCAUCGACAAAAGCAAUGGGACAAGCCGGUACGUGAACCAUCGGGUUCUGACAGACCUAGGAGACCAGAUCAAGGAACUCCGUGAUGCUUUCGAUUCCCCAUCAUCGCCGACACCAUCGUUUGAAGAAGAUGCUUCAUCUCCGGGUUCUAGUGCGGCAUGCUCGGAAACACAUAGUCCCUUCAUGUUCGGUCAUCGUUCUUCGGUUUCUUCGCUACAUGCGUACCAUCCAUCGCCCACCAUCAGCCAUCUCCUUUUGGAAGUCUACCAAGAUAACAUAGCACCCAUAAUCAUGAUCAUUCACAAGACCGCGUUGAGGACCCUUAUCCAAACAUCAUGCACAAAUCCCGAGGACCUUGAUAGGAGCUCUGAGGCAUUGCUUUUUUCCGUGUACUUUGCUGCAGUCUCGAGCAUGACAUCAGAAAAAUGUCUCGCCCAGUUAGGGGAAGAUCAUACGGUCGUGGUCAAGCGAUACCGUUUCGCUGUUGAGCAGGCACUAGCCCGUGCAGGCUUCUUCCACACCCACAAAUUACCUGUGUUACAGGCAGCUGUCCUCUUCUUGACCUGUGCCUGUAAUCCAAAAGAUACUCAAUUCGUGUGGACGAUGAUAGCAGUGGUUACCCGGCUUGGGCUUGGUAUAGGGCUACAUCGUGACGGCAGUCACUUUGGACUUACUCCCUACGAAACAGAAAUGCGACGCCGAGUCUGGUGGUACAUUUAUCUAUUGUAUGUUCAAUCAUGCGACUUCCAAGCAACGAGCCCCCAGAUUCGGGAAGGGGACUAUGACACGCGAUUGCCGUUGAACAUAAACGAUGAUGACUUGUCUCCCGAUUUUGUUAAUAUUCCACAAGAACGGACUGGCUUCACGGAAAUGACACUGACCCUCGUCCGCUGUGAGAUCCUAAUCUCCCGUCGCAAGUCCAUGCAAAUGACAUUCCCAGGGGCUGAUGGCCCAAACGUCUUGUUCCAAAACCGCAAUCUUGCAAUAGAGGAGUCCAAGCGGCUCCUUGACGAACGAUACCUCCAAUUCUGCGACCUUGGCAUCCCUAUCCAUUGGGCCACAGCAACGAUUGCACGAGUUGCACUUGCACGGUUAUGGCUGGUUGCUCAUUUCUCGCUCCUGACCGCACAAGGCUUCGAUGCAAACCAGUGGCCCGACCGAUGCGAAGUUCUUAUCUUAACGGCCAUAGAGGUCCUCGAGUUUGUCUAUUUGCUUGAGACAAAUGAGAAUACCGCCAAAUGGUCCUGGUUGUUCCAGGGGUAUGUGCAAUGGCAACCGUUUGCGUUUGUUUUAUCAGAAAUAUGUGUGCGCCCGACCUCCUCUUUGUCCGAUCGUGCGUAG